Messenger RNA from Salvia hispanica, 1254 nucleotides. The record is from RefSeq and is a predicted model, not a curated record. Lineage: Eukaryota; Viridiplantae; Streptophyta; Magnoliopsida; Lamiales; Lamiaceae.
AUGGACAUGAUGUCCAAGCAGCUGGAUUUCUUGAAUAGUAAGUUCGGCAGUAUAGAAACAGAGCCAACCGGGCUCGGAAGUGAAGAGGUGAAUUACAUGCACCAAGGAGGCAACAAUCGAAAUUUCAACAACAACUACCGCCAUAAUCAAGGGGGUGGUAACUUCAACAACUUUGGGAAUAAGGCACAUCCCAAUUUGUCUUAUGGGAAUCCUCACAAUGCCCUGCAACCACCUCCGGGGUUUCAAGUGUCGAAUGGACAAGUCGUUGAGCCGAAGAAGAAUGAGCUUGGAGAUGUUUUGAUGACGUUUAUGAAGCAGACAUGGGAAAUUAUGGCCAAUUCUGAUAAGAGACUGAAGCAAGUAGAGACAGAUGUGCAAAGCUUGGGCAUUCACAUGAAGAGCAUCGAUACUCAGAUGAGCCAGAUUUCACAGGCUGUGGGUAUUCAACAUCAACCGGACCAGUUUUCCUCAUAUACCAUUGUCAAUCCCAAGGACUGCAAAGCCAUUAAUCUGAGGAAUGGAAAAAGCUAUGAAGGUCCAACCAUACCUGCAGAGAAGGAGAAGAUCUCACAAAAAGAGGUGGUCGUAGAAGAUGUAGUGGAAGAAGAGGAAGAGCCAGUGGAGGAAGUACCGCCUCCCAAGGCAAACACUAAGAAGAAGCUAGAUGAUCAAUUUUCUAGAUUUCUUGACAUUUUCAGAAAGGUACACAUCAACAUUCCGUUGGUAGAGGCGUUGCAGCAAAUGCCUAGCUACGCCAAAUUUCUGAAAGAUGUUAUCUCUAAGAAGAGGAGAUGGGUGGAGCACGAGACCGUCAACUUGACGGAAAGCUGUAGUGCCAUUAUCCAGAAGAAAUUGUCCGCUAAGAUGAAAGAUCCUGGAAGCUUCACUAUAUCGUGCAUAGUGGGGGAUAGCCAAGUGGGCAAGGAACUGUGUGACUUGGGAGCGAGCAUUAAUCUUAUGCCGUUCUCGUUCUUUCAAAAGCUGAAGAUUGGGACACUGAGGCCCACCACCAUCACACUCCAGAUGGCCGACCGAUCUGUGUCGUAUCCGAGGGGGAUUGUUAAAGAUAUACUCGUCAAAGUCAAUGACUUCUUCUUCCCUGUGGACUUUGUGGUGCUUGAUAUGGAGGAAGACCGGAAUGUUCCUCUUAUACUGGGAAGACCUUUCCUAGCUACAGGGAAGACAAUGAUCGAUGUGCAGAAGAGAGAGCUCACACUCCGACUUAAUGAUGAGAGCGUCAUUUUCCAUCUAUAA